CAGUCUCAAAGUAUUCUUAUAUACGUCUCAAUCUUUUUACUGUUGAUUUUAUUCUAUAAAACUUCACAUUUUUUACUUUGAAUUCUAUAAUGUCUUCCCAACACUCUGCUGCCAACUCUCUUCCUCGUGAAGAACAAAGCCCUCUUACCGAAGUUGGUAUUCCCUCUCCUGUUCUGAAUGAACAGACACAUCUCACCGAAAUUGGUGACAUUUCUCCUCUCCUUGGAUCCACCGCUCUUUCCAUCGAUGGUGAUAUUGAAAUGAUAUACACCAGUCUUGAUUCCUUGCCACCUCUUUCAGUUGUUGGUUCUGUCCCUCUUACUCCUGUGCCUACCGUCCCAUCAGCUGUUAAUAGCAACACUAGUAGUUCCAUCACUUUGGAAAUGUUGUUAGCUUCUGCGAAGGAAGACCUUAGCAUAAAGAAGAACAACUUUUAUGUGGCUUAUGCUAACUAUGUGGCUCUUUCGAAGGUCAACCCCAUGUCAGACGCGGCCAGACAUGCUUCUUCCAUUAAGAAGGAAGCUCAAGAAUUGUUUGAGAAUGCCCAGAAGACUCUCAAGAGUCUCAUUCCCUGUCCUUGGACUCAUGCUGGGAGCGUCUGCUUCCCAUAUGCCUGAACAAGGAGGAAAGAUCCUGGUUUGAAGACAAACUAAAGGGAAAGGCGUACAAGUGG
Phycomyces blakesleeanus NRRL 1555(-) is the source of this 673-nucleotide messenger RNA. RefSeq lists its product as hypothetical. The transcript has 2 exons. The record is from RefSeq and is a predicted model, not a curated record. The coding region runs from base 90 to 617 and encodes 175 amino acids. Lineage: Eukaryota; Fungi; Mucoromycota; Mucoromycetes; Mucorales; Phycomycetaceae.